AUGGAAUAUGUGUCUGGAAACCACCAAUUCUCCGCAAAGUUAAAGAAGCUUCGAAAUACCCAAGAUGGCCGAAAUUUUAUCUUUGAGCAAUUCCCCAAAGAAUUAUGUCAAUCGUGGAAGACGGAGACGUUGAGCGCCCCGGGACAGAACCAGACAUCUGCUUCUAAGAACAUCAUCAAUGUCCAACCUCUUGACGGCUCUAAUUUCGCAUUGUCCACCUCAUUUCAAUCCUCAUCAACAUCAGAAGAAGAUUCAUCCUCUGAUUCAGAGGACUCCGAUGAAGAAAUCAUCAAUUUCAGACCCGCGAAUCAGAAGCCUAAUUUCAAAUUCGAACCUUCGGCUUUGGGAGCCUCUCUACCGUCCUUCCUUGCUGCAUUGAAGUCAUCCAAUGACGGACUUGCUGCUGGAGUCCCUGAUGAUCAAAAGUUCGAGAUAUCUGAUUCUGACUCCGAUGAGGAACAUAUCGAGAUGAACCUCGGACUUGGCGUAUUGGAGGAAACAUCCGCUGGUCUUGACACCCCCGUCUCCAUCUCUUCGAAACGCGAAUUGUCUAGUGAUGGCGACAACGACGACGACGACGACGAAAACGAGUUGACGCCAUACAACCCAAUUGAUGGUGUCUCAAAAGAUGUAGCUUCGCCAUCCAAAAAGCUUAAGCUGCUGUAUAGUCGCAAGGCGCAAGAUUCAGACACACAGACACUAUCAUUCCCAGCCAAGAGUUCUCAGCUCAACAAUAGCUUUGAAGAUUCAGUAAAGGUCACGUUGACAAUUGGCUACCCAGCGGCUAAAACUUCUCUGUCCAACUCACCAGACCCUCGGCCCAAGAAGCGUUCUUCAACUCCAUUGAAUCAAUCGGGCAGCAAACAUACGGUCGAAAGCCCACAACCACGUCCAGCCAUCUCCUCCGAAUCCGCUGAUAGAGUUGAGAAUGAUAAACUAUACAUCACACUUAAAACCCCCUCGAAAACUACAACAAUAAAAGUGGAUGAUUCAGUUGUCCCGAAAAGCUUAUACCAACACAUAAGUAAUCUUGAGCUCGAAGCCCAGCCUGGUAUGGAGUACAUAGAGCCUCUCGCUGAAGAGAAAACGGCGUUUAUGAGAGAUAUCCUUGCAGAGUUGGAGUCCGGACGCUUGAAGAGCUACACAGUGGUGACUUAA
Glarea lozoyensis ATCC 20868 is the source of this 1158-nucleotide messenger RNA. RefSeq lists its product as uncharacterized. Lineage: Eukaryota; Fungi; Ascomycota; Leotiomycetes; Helotiales; Helotiaceae. Gene Ontology annotation, biological process: box C/D snoRNP assembly. The coding region runs from base 1 to 1158 and encodes 385 amino acids. The record is from RefSeq and is a predicted model, not a curated record. The transcript is spliced from 2 exons.